This is a messenger RNA of Dermatophagoides pteronyssinus (European house dust mite), 3520 nucleotides long. Its product is annotated as 3',5'-cyclic-AMP phosphodiesterase 4C-like. Gene Ontology annotation, molecular function: 3',5'-cyclic-nucleotide phosphodiesterase activity. Lineage: Eukaryota; Metazoa; Arthropoda; Arachnida; Sarcoptiformes; Pyroglyphidae. The record is from RefSeq and is a predicted model, not a curated record. Gene Ontology annotation, biological process: signal transduction.
UUAUGAUGAUAAAAAUAACAAAAAUUUAAAGAAAAUUGAUGAACAAUCAAUUGAACAACCGCCAAUAUUGUCAGAAAAAUCGGAAAAUUUUUUUCUAAAUCGUUUAUUUAAUUCAAUAACAAAUUCAUUUGUUAUGACAAAUAUGAAUAAACAUUUGAAUAAUAUACAGAAUUUUAUGGAUAAAAAAAUGGCAUCAACAACAACAACGACGACGACAACAACAACGAUGACAACAAUGACAACAACAACAAAAGAAAUCAUAACAACAUCAGCUACCAAAAUGACAGAUCAACAGAAUAUUAAUGAUUCGAAUCAACAAAUGAAUGUUGAUGAUUCUGAUGAUCAUCAACAACAACAUGAACGUCAUAUACCAUAUCAUAUGUUGGAUAAUAUUAAUGAUAUAAUGAUGAAUAAUCAAACGAAUAAUAGUAAUCAUAAUCAUCAUCAUCAUCAUUGUUGUAAUAAAUAUCAUCAAAUUGAUUCAUCAUCAUCAACAAUAUCCGAACAAUAUUGUCCAUUUAUAAUAAUACGUGAAUCACCAUCAAAUGCAACAACAAUUUCUACAAAUAGUUUAUUAACACAAGCAAGUAAUUAUACAACAACACAAUCACCAUAUCAAUCAAGUGCUGAAUUUGAUUUAAAUUCUGAUUAUAGUGGUGGUGGUGAUGGUAGUAGUAGUGGUUGUAUAAUUGGUGGUGAUUCUAGCCAUUUACAUAAACAACAUCGUGCUUCAACCGGAACAUUAUUAGUUGCCCGGCCAACCGCAUCAUCAUCAACAACAAUAACAACAGCCAAAUCAAAGCAACAACAAUUAUUUCAAACAAAAAUAUCAUCAUCACGUAAUAGUGUUGGUAGUAAUCAACCAACAAUAAAUAAAAAUCUUUAUCAUUCUCGUCAUCGUCAUUCAUCUUCAGCUGUCAUUGUUAAUCAUCAUUUUAAUUCAACUUCUGUAUCUGGACAGAUUUCAUCAUCAAAUUCAAUUUAUGGCAGUAGUAUUAUUGGUGCCAAUAAUAGUAGUAUAGGUUUACCAACAUCAACAACAAUAACACGUAAACAUCGUUCAUCAUAUCCAUCAUAUAGUAUACGUAAUUCUAUAUCAGGUAUACCUUUACGUAUCGGUCCAAGACUUUAUUCGGGUCGAUCAUCACAAAGGUUCGCUUUAUUGAUUUUUGAUGUGGAUGAAAGUGGCCAAACAAAUGCCGGAAAUGUUAAUGCUUCAGGACUUGCAUUACAAAAUCUACCUGUACGACGUGAAUCAUUUUUAUAUCGUUCUGAUUCUGAAUAUGAAAUAUCACCUAAAUCAGCAUCAAGACAUUCAUCGAUCGGUAGUGGUGAAUCUCAUGCUGAAGAUCUUAUUGUUACUCCUUUUGCACAAAUACUUGCGAGCUUACGUAAUGUUCGUAAUAAUUAUAUUCUUAUUACAAAUGCUCGAUAUCCAACCAAUCGUCCACGUGAAGGUGGACGUAGACCUAGUUAUACACAAUUGAUUCAACAACAACAACAACAACAACAACAAGUAAAUCAAAAUCAAACAGCAGCACAAAAACCAUUAUCUGAAGAUACAAUGUCUAGAUUAGCUGUUGAAACACUUGAAGAGCUUGAUUGGUGUAUGGAUCAAUUAGAAACAAUUCAAUCACAUAGAUCUGUUGGUGAUAUGGCUACAAGUAAAUUUAGACGAAUGUUAAAUAAAGAAUUAAGUCAUUUUUCUGAAACAAAAUCUGGUAGUCAAAUAUCGGAAUAUAUUUUUCGUACAUUUUUGGAUAAACAAGAAGAAUUGGAUCUUCCUAUUUUACAAUUGGAAGAAACUUCCAAACAAGGAUCAAUGGCCAUUUCAUCCGGAUCUUCCAGUAAUACAACAGCAGUUGCAUCACCUGCUGAUAUAACAACAACUGAUUUAACAACAAAAAUAACUACUACAUCAACUAUACCAUCUGCCAACAUACAACCAUUAUCGGGUAAAAAUUCUCCAGCACGUGCCAUGUCUCAUAUAUCUGGUGUUCGUCAAACAACAUUAUCACAUGCAAAUAGUUUAACAAAAAUGCCAAGGUUUGGUAUUGAAGCAUCAAAUGAAGAAGAAUUGGCCAAAAUAUUUUCCGAUAUGGAUAGAUGGGGUAUAGAUUUAUUUAAAGUAUCCGAAUAUUCUAAUCGUCAUCCAUUGACUUCGGUCAUGUAUACUAUUUUCAAAUCACGUGAUUUAAUGAAAACGUUCCAAAUACCUUCACAAACAUUUAUACGAUUAAUGUUAACAUUGGAAGAUCAUUAUCAUAUUGAUGUACCAUAUCAUAAUAGCAUUCAUGCAGCUGAUGUUGCUCAAUCUGUACAUGUGUUAUUAUUAUCACCAGCUCUUGAUUCGGUAUUUACUGACCUUGAAAUUCUAACAGCUUUAUUUGCUGCCGCAAUACAUGAUGUUGAUCAUCCUGGUGUUACGAAUCAAUUUCUAAUAAAUUCAAGCUCUGAAUUAGCUCUAAUGUAUAAUGAUGAAUCUGUAUUGGAAGCACAUUCAUUAGCUGUAGCAUUUAAAGUUUUACAAGAUCCUGAUUGUGACAUAUUUAUUAAUUUAAGUAAAAAACAACGACAAACAUUACGACGUAUGACUAUUGAUAUGGUAUUGGCAACUGAUAUGAGUAAACAUAUGAGUUUAUUAGCUGAUCUUAAAACAAUGGUUGAAACGAAAAAAGUUGCCGGCAGUGGUGUAUUAUUUCUUGAUAAUUAUACUGAAAGAAUUCAAGUUUUACAAAAUAUGUUACAUUGUGCCGAUUUAUCAAAUCCAACCAAAAAACUUGAAUUAUACCAAAAAUGGUGUUCAUUAUUAAUGGAAGAAUUUUUUCAACAAGGUGAUAAAGAACUUGCUAUGGGUUUAGAAAUUUCUCCAAUGUGUGAUCGUACUAAUGCUACAAUUGAAAAAUCACAAGUCGGUUUUAUUGAUUAUAUUGUUCAUCCAUUAUGGGAAACAUGGGCCGAUCUUGUACAUCCAGAUGCUCAAGAUAUAUUAGAUACAUUAGAAGAAAAUCGUGAUUGGUAUCAAAGUAUGAUACCUGCAAGUCCAAAUGAAGAUAAUAAUAAUAAUAGAGAAAAUGAUGAACAUAGUCGUCGUUCAUCAUUAGCUGCUGUUGCUGAAAAGAUAAAAUUUCAGGUUACAAUUGAAGAACCUGAAGAUGAAGAUGUUACUGGUGAUAAUAAUAAUAAUGAUGAUAAUGAUAAUAAUGAUAUGAAUUAAUUUUUUUUGGCAAAACAAACAUCAUUGAAAAGUAGUAUUUGGACAGUCAGAAAAAAAAGGAUUGUUUGAAGUCGAUCACUUUGAUAAAAUGAUCAUCUUUCCCCUUUACAUUCAGGAAAAACAAAAACUGAAAAAGAAGCGAUGGAUCUGACUUAUUUUGCCUGCUCUAUCUGUUUCGACAAAAACGAUCGUCUUAUGUUGACACAUUCAUCAAUCAACGAAAAACAAACUGAAAAAAAAUCUGCAGAUUUUUCUUUUUUGUACUGCAUAAAAUCAUCAUGAAAAACUUACAAAACUUUUAAA